This is a messenger RNA of Clupea harengus (Atlantic herring), 2814 nucleotides long. RefSeq names its product annexin A3b (gene anxa3b). Gene Ontology annotation, molecular function: calcium ion binding; phospholipase inhibitor activity; calcium-dependent phospholipid binding. NCBI's taxonomy places the organism in Eukaryota, Metazoa, Chordata, Actinopteri, Clupeiformes, Clupeidae. Gene Ontology annotation, cellular component: vesicle membrane; cytoplasm; plasma membrane. The record is from RefSeq and is a predicted model, not a curated record.
UUCAGGCAUGACUUCAUUUCCUCCUGGGCGUUGUUAUAGUGUCAGUGGUCUUUAAGGCGUGGUGAGUUUGCUGUAGAAGUUGUCGACACACUUUUCAUUUAGAGUUUUGUCAAGACUACCUCACGUUCAGAAUGUCUGUUUGGGAUGACCUGGAUCUUCUUCUUGACUCACCGUCGUCCUUGACAGCGAAGCCUACAACAAGUGGAACCAUCAAGGAGAAACCAGGAUUCAAAGCCAGUGAGGAUGCUGCUGCCUUGCAGAAGGCCAUAGAGGGCAUUGGAACUACUGAGAAAACCUUGAUUGAAAUCCUCACGCAGAGGAGCAAUGCUCAGCGUCAGCUCAUCUCCAAGGCCUACCAGGAGGCUACAGGAAGGGCGCUUGUUGAUGACCUGAAGGGGGACACCAGUGGAGAUUUCGAGGAUGCACUGGUGGCUCUGGUCACCCACCCUGCUCAGCUGGACUGCCAGGAGUUCAUCAAAGCCACAAAAGGAGCUGGGACGACUGACAGCGCUCUGAUAGAACUGUUCGCUGCCAAGUCCAACAGGCAAAUUAAAUCCAUGUCUGAGGCUUACCUAGCAGACACAGGAAGAGAACUGAGCCAUGACCUAAAGUCAGAGGUGUCCAGUGACUAUGGUAAAACUCUACUCAUCCUGGUGGAGGGGAAGCGGGAUGAAAGUACUAAUGUGGAUGCGGCCAAAGCCAAAGCGGAUGCCAAGGCCCUUUAUGAGGCGGGGGAGAAGAAGUGGGGGACGGACGAGAGCAAGUUCAUAGAUGUCUUGUGCCACAGAAGUGUUCCUCAACUGAGGCAGACUAUGGUGGAGUAUAAGAGCAUCAGUGGGAAGACCCUUCAGGAGAGCAUUGAGAGUGAGAUGUCAGGGAAACUCGAGGAGCUGCUGGUGGCCAUCGUGAAAUGUGUGAAAAGUGUACCAGCAUACCUGGCAGAGAGACUGUAUAAAAGCAUGAAGGGUCUGGGCACCACUGAGUCCACGCUGACCAGGAUCAUAGUGGGCCGCUCCGAAGUGGACCUGCUGGACAUCAGGGCUGAGUACACUAAGCUGUUUGGGUGCUCCCUGUACUCUGCUAUAGAGUCGGAUGUUGGGGGGAGUUACGGUGACUGUCUGAAGAUGAUCUGUGGCGCUGAUGACUAACGCAGCCUCCAAUGAGCUCGGUGGAUGAGAAACUCUAUCGCUCAGAGGAGGAUGUAGCCCCGCUUCCUGUCCAGUGCAAUCUGGCCUGACGCAAUGCCUUCACCACAGACACCGCUAUUGUCAAUCUGAUCUGGACACCAAGUGAUUGAUGCCAAUAAAAUGUGACUUUUUUUUUUUUUGUAAUUUUCUCACUUGCUACAGAAACCAAAGCUUCUAAAAUACAUAAAACAUUUCUGCUUUUAUUGUGCAAUCACUGCUUUCUUAAUCCGUACUAUCUGGCCAUCUGUGCCUUGCCAUAAGAUUUCUGUUCGCUGGACUUUUGCCUACUUGAUCAAUAACAUUAAUCUCAAUCUCAAUCUAAUCUCAGUUUGGCUACUUGUCCCCCUUUGCCCGUGGAACUCAUACUCUUUUCUGGGCUAUGCUGCUAAUUUGAUUGGCUCUUCUUCCAAGCUUUCAUCAGAAGAUGGUGCGGAAAUCAGCUUUCCUGUUUUGCAACCAAUCAAAGACUUCGAAUCCUCUGAUCUUUGGUCAAGAGAGGGCGUGUACUAACCGUCUGUGCGGCUGAAUGAAGACAUAGAAGCAUUUGUGUGUGUACAUGUUUUGGGUGGAGAUGGAAGUUUCUACUCUUCCUGUUUUGGAAUUCAGCUCUUCAUGGUUUCGCCAACUUGUAGACCCUGUUCAAACCUGGUACUUCACUACAUUUUGUAGCAGUUACAAAACUCAAGUGUUGGAUAAUUUGCACAUCAUCUCCACCGUCUUUAUAUGUAUACUUGUGAUGUUAGCGGGGCUGAAGCAGCGGUCCUAAAGCAGGACUUUUAAUGCUCUCAGCUCCCAUCUGUCUUAAUGCAACCUCACGUCCUAUAAGCACUUCAUAUUCUUGGAGCUUUAAUCCCAGCUGGGACGAUUUAAGACAACACUAGUCCACGCAUGUUCAUUUUUUCUCCUCAUCUGUAAUCUUACCAUUCUGCAGCACAGGUUUCAAAAGCGAUGCUUAGCGCAGUAUUCCACCUCAUCUUCACAAUUAAGAGACUUUUUCUAAGUAUGUACUGAGGGAAGGAAGCAGAAAUUGCUAUCGUAACGUAUUGGCCAGGGGAAGAUUUGAAAGAAACAACCCACUAUUGUGUGUGAUGUCACCUAGCAUUGUUUAAAUGAAAUCUCCAUUCUGCCCUGUGUUGACCCUUCAGUCUGAGACAUCUGGAAGUUAUCGCCAGACCCUGCUGCAUAUCUGUGGGGAGGAGGACUAACUGUGAGCCUGACCUCACUGCUGCCAGAGCCAUCAUAUUUGCUCCAUGUUUAAUGCAAGGUGUAGUUCACUGAGAGCUGCCAGCGCAGUGCUACAUGGUGCACACCUCAGUUCCACCUACUCACCGUUCUGCUUUUUCUCCCCGUCUUCAUGAAGUAAUCUGUCUGGAUCGAAUAAAAUGGUUACUGUGAAACCCUUACAAUAACUGCACAUACUGUUAGUUGAUAUGAACUAGAAUGUUAUUUCUCAACUAACUUUAUAACGUUUCAGAUGUGUGCCUUGGCCUGUUUCCGAAUGGCUGAAAGAGGUUUCUCAAUGAAAUAGCCUAUAAAAAGGCAGACUUUAAUUUGUCAUAAAAUUGUUAAUUUCAAAGUGCAUUACAGAAUUGCAAUAAAGCCAGUUUGCAAGAAACUGUAUAAAGUU